ACCUACAAUAUGGCUGCGCCCAUUGGAAAUGCUUGUUCUUAUUGAAAACACGUACAAUUGAAAAAUGGGCAAAAGUAACAAACAAACUGGAGGAAAAAAGAAGUUUCACGAUAGGAGACGACAGAGGGAUGAGAAGUUUGAUGUUGAAAAAUGUAGCAGUAACAUGGCAGCAUGUCAAAUUGACAGUGAUGAGGAAUCUCCGUCCUAUGCCCCUGAGAAUUUCCCCUGUCCUUUAGGUAUGUGGGACUUAGAGCACUGUGAUCCGAGGAAGUGCAGUGGUAGGAAGCUGGGACGGUUAGGGUACGUUAGAACCCUGAGGCUCCAGCAGAGGUUUAGUGGGCUGAUACUGUCACCCAUGGGAAUCAAAUGUGUGUCUCCAGAGGACAGGGAAAUUGUGGCUCAAAAUGGAGUGGCAGUCAUAGAUUGUUCCUGGGCCCGUUUGGAGGACACCCCCUUCUCCAGAAUGAGGGGAGGUCAUCCACGACUGCUCCCCUACCUGGUGGCUACAAACCCCAUCAACUACGGAAAGCCAUGUAAACUGUCUUGUGUGGAGGCGUACGCUGCAGCAUUUUAUAUCACAGGAUACAAAGAACUUGGUGAUAUUUUGUUAAAGAAGUUCAAAUGGGGGCACACCUUUUAUGAAGUAAAUCAAGAAUUGCUGGAGAAAUAUGCUAAAUGUAAAGAUAGCACAGAGGUUGUGGCAGCACAGAAAGAGUACCUAGAGCAGUUAGAGGAAGAACACAGCCAACCAAAGCAAGAUCUGACAGACAUUGAUAUGGAUCUGGAAUUCUGUAAUCCCAACAGGAGGGUGGGGGAGAUGCCACCUACAGACAGUUCAGAGGAGAGUGAAGAGGAGAGUGAAGAGGAAGAAGACAAGGAUUCUGAUGAAGACUGCAGUAAAGGUGAUGAUGCGUCGAGGGGCAUGAAGGGGAGGGAAUCCCCUGGAUCACAGUCUCAAAUGCCGCUAAAGACAGAAUCUCCCCAAACUGACAAUGACACAAACGAAACAGGUUAAUGUCCAAAGUGAACAUUUCUGUUUUUAUGUAAAUGUUAUGUUUAUGUAAAUAAAAUUUGUUGGUAACUUUG
Saccostrea cuccullata (small rock oyster) is the source of this 1086-nucleotide messenger RNA. RefSeq names its product 18S rRNA aminocarboxypropyltransferase-like. Gene Ontology annotation, biological process: maturation of SSU-rRNA. The record is from RefSeq and is a predicted model, not a curated record. The transcript has 6 exons. Bases 65 to 1015 code for a protein of 316 amino acids. NCBI's taxonomy places the organism in Eukaryota, Metazoa, Mollusca, Bivalvia, Ostreida, Ostreidae. Gene Ontology annotation, molecular function: rRNA small subunit aminocarboxypropyltransferase activity.